AUGAAUAUUAGGACAAUAAGAAUAGCUUCUAGAAGUGAAGUUGAUAAAAUUCUAGAUUUGGUUAACGAUGUCAUAAGAAAUGUUGAAUGGAUUGGUCAUGUUGUCUAUUUUAAAAAGGAGUGGAUGUAUGGUGUUCAAUCUCACAAUCUGGUUAUUUCAAGAACCAGGACUACUCAUCAAACUUUUGGUAUAUUGCAAAUUGAACCAUUCGGUUCCAUUGGAGAAGUUGGGAAUCUAAUAGGAGAAUGUGUUGGUGUGCAUGACAAUGGUGCUACUGAGAUGCUGAACCUGCAGGCUUUGAAGACUUCUAGUUUCCCAUCCACACAGCCUACACCAGAGUCCCUCUUUGGAAAAAAUGUUGCCACAGGACCUCCUCUGCCUCAACACCUUCCCGUACAUCCAUAUUCUCAGCCUUCUAUCCCAUUAGGUCCAUUUGCCAACAUGAUUGGUUAUCCUUUCUUGCCUCAGAGUUUUACAUACAUGCCUUCAGCUUUCCAACAACAAUUCGCUGGCAACAAUACAUACCAUCAAUCUUCGGCAGCAAUACUUCCUCAAUAUAAAAACAGUGUUUCUGUCAGUAGUUUGCCUCAGUCUGCUGCUGUUGCUUCUGGAUAUGAUGGCUUUGGAAGUACUACCACGAUUCCAGGAAACUUUCUUAUGAAUAUGCCCACUGCCCCUUCUGGAACGAACUUGAGUUAUGAUGAUGUUUUGAGUUCUCGGUACAAGGAUAGUAAUCAUUUGAUCUCUCUUCAGCAAAACGAGAACUCGGCCAUGUGGCUUCACGGGACUAAUCCCAAAACAGUGUCAGCUGUUCUAGCCAGCACGUAUUACAAUUAUCAGGGGCAAAAUCAGCAAUCUGGUGGAUUUAGGCAAGGCCAACAACCAUCACAAGGUUAUAGAGUUCUUGGUUACCCAAAUUUCUAACAUUCUCAGACUGGGAUCUCGCAUGAUCAUCAGCAACCAAAUCCAAGAGAUGGUUCGCUUGGGGGUCUCAAGGACAACCUAAGCAAUCCCAACAGAUAUGAAAAAGCGGUUACUAAUCAUACCACCUCUCAAUUUUUCAGGGUCUUGUAACGAGUGUGAAAGUGGCCCUUUCGUGCCAUAUUGAACGAUGAAUAAUUUAGUUUUUAUGAUGUUCAAAA
This is a messenger RNA of Olea europaea var. sylvestris, 1142 nucleotides long. RefSeq lists its product as uncharacterized. The record is from RefSeq and is a predicted model, not a curated record. NCBI's taxonomy places the organism in Eukaryota, Viridiplantae, Streptophyta, Magnoliopsida, Lamiales, Oleaceae. The coding region runs from base 1 to 924 and encodes 307 amino acids. The transcript is spliced from 6 exons.